Molecule: messenger RNA, 1277 nt
Organism: Raphanus sativus (radish)
Lineage: Eukaryota; Viridiplantae; Streptophyta; Magnoliopsida; Brassicales; Brassicaceae
Product: phosphopantothenate--cysteine ligase 2
Exons: 9
Coding region: 168-1112 (314 amino acids)
Biological process (GO): coenzyme A biosynthetic process
Cellular component (GO): cytoplasm; nucleus
Molecular function (GO): phosphopantothenate--cysteine ligase activity
Source: RefSeq, a predicted model, not a curated record
CAAUGUCAAGAGGAACAGAGUUGUUGUAAAUUCCGUUUCAAGCUAAUCUACUAAGUUCUAACCCUUAACUACUGAAAUCAACCAAGGCACAGACUAAUCUCGAUCAAGAUCAAGAUCAAGAUCGAAUCUCAUAGUGGAAUUGAUCUCAGCUCUCUAAGGAUUGAGAAAUGAGUUCCAUAUCUGUGUUGGGGGAAGAUGAAGUUAGUUCCUUUUUCGAGUCGUCUCCACCUCUCAAGAACAUGGAAGAGAUUGUCCAUAAGCUCAACGGUUUCAUCCAGCUCAAUUCCACAGGAGGGAGGAGGAUCGUAUGUGUAACCUCAGGCGGAACUACGGUUCCCUUGGAGCAGCGAUGCGUAAGAUACAUAGAUAACUUCAGCUCUGGCAAUCGAGGUGCUGCUUCUACUGAGAACUUCGUCAAGGCUGGAUAUGCUGUCAUAUUUCUCUUUAGGAGGGGAACUUGCCAGCCAUAUUGCCGGUCUCUUCCUGAUGAUCCAUUCCUUGAGUGUUUCCAGUUUCCAGAUAACACCAACAUUCGAGUUCAUGCAUCACAUGCGGAAGCUGUGAAAAUGGCUGUUAUGGACCAGCAAGCUGCAGUAGCUGAAGCUCGCUUACUAAAGCUCCCGUUCACAACCAUCUAUGAGUAUCUUCAGAUGUUGCGGUUGAUUGCAACGGCAAUGAAAGACGUCGGUCCAUGUUCCAUGUUUUAUCUUGCUGCUGCUGUGUCUGACUUUUAUGUGCCGUGGAAGAGCAUGGUUGAACAUAAAAUAGAAUCAGGAUCUGGUCCUCUGGACAUAAGACUAGCUCAAGUUCCUAAAAUGCUUUCAAUCUUGAGAACAAAUUGGGCUCCAAAGGCUUUCUGCAUAUCAUUCAAGCUAGAGACAGACUCAAAGAUUCUGAUAGAAAAGGCUACAAAGGCUCUACAAAAGUACAAAGUGCAUGCUGUUGUAGCCAAUGAGCUAUCAACGCGCAAGGAAGAGGUUGUGGUUGUUUCAAGCAGCGGUAACGUUGUGGUUAGGUGCAAUAGCGAGAAGCCUGAAUCUAUUGUAGAGGAUAAUCUUAUUCGUCUCAUUGUAGAUCGGCAUUCGACAUAUAUCAAAGAAUUUGGCACUUGAAAUGUUUCUCAAAUGCGACAGCCGCAAUGAAAUGUCAAUGCAGACGUUCUUGAAUGUAUAUAAGUCCAACCCGACUAGAUGAGUUCAUCUUGGUGUAUUGAUGCUCUUUAGAACAAUUCUUGUUGCCUCUACUUCAGUCCUUUCUUUGGUAAUGUUCUUUAUAUA